ACCAGGCCACCCAAGGGAGAGAAGAAGAGCUUCCAAACUCACCUCCAUUGCUGCAAAUUCGAGCUCAAGCUCUAGUGGUCCAAGGAGGAGGAUUUAAGAAGGCAAAAGUUAGGAAAAGUGUGAAUAAUUAAGGCACUUGUAAAGGGUAUUUCAAGUGAUUUCACAAAGUUGGAAAAGUCGCCGGAAUUGUCGCCGGAGUUGACCAAAAGUCGCCGGAGUUUCACCGGAGUUCAACCAAGAAGGGUAGAACUUCUUAACGCUAGUUCAAGGUUGAAGCUAGGGCUUGCUACCUGCACCUCUCUUACGGGUGAUAUCGACUCAGGAAGACGUGGUUCGUGCUUCCUUAUUUUCUUUCAAACUACCGAACACUUGCUCAUGGAUAUUUGUUCUACUAUAAACUAUUUUUGGGGCUUGCAUGCCCAUGUUGUUGGCCGGUUGUGGCUUAUGACUUACCGUUGAAUAUUUCCGCUAUUCAUUGGUGUAAUGUGAUGUUGUUAUGUAUGUUUACUACUGAGUAUGGAUGGAUUAUAUUCUCGAACGCCUGGUGUAAUUAAGUGAGGUUGACUCGCGGGUGACGUCACUUGGUUAUACGGCGGUUGUACACGCGCUUGGAUUGCGGUCUGGGGCGUGACAAAUAAGUGGUAUCAGAGCCAUCUCAGUUCUAAACUAUAUAAUCAACCUCUCACAUGAGAUUUUACGAAAGAGUUUUUACCGAAAACCAUGAGCAUUGGAUUUUGACGUUAUGGGACUAUUGGAGCCUAAGUUGCAAGGCCUCUAAUUGUUAAGACGGUACCCUUAACAAUUGGUAUGGUGGUGACUUAGACCAAUACGUGUCUGUAACGUUCUUCCGUCAAUUGACAUUUAUAGGAGUCUAAUGACUCAUCCAUAUUUCUUUCAGAAAUGGAGGGCAGGCGAAUGCGGACUAGGAACAAUCCGAGGGGGCAGGCGCCGGUAACAUCCCAAAGGGGAAGCCGGGCUGCAUCUCGGGGUUCAAGAGGAGGCCGUGGAGGCCGUGGAGGUCAUCAAGCUCAAACUGUGAGUGAUGGCCAUGUAAGCUCGGUGUAUGAAACCAACACCGAGGACUAUGACUCUACGUAUGUUCCUGAGACAGAGCAUGAGGAGACCCCAUAUGAUGGGGGUGACACAUACACCGAUGAGGACAAUGAUGAAAGUGAUGCCCGCUUCGCCCAAAUGGGUGAAUUACUUGAGUGGUAUCAAAAGGAGAAACAGAGGAGAGACCUUAGGCGCCAAGCGAGGCGUGGCUCUCGUGGUGGUUCGGGUCAAGGGAGCCGGGGAGCUUCCGUGGCCACCCCAGCGGCGUCACAAGGUGGGCGUGAAGGAGGUUUUGUUGUGAGAAUCUCCAAGUACCUCAAGGAGGCUAGGGCCUUGGGGUGUAGGUCCUUUGACGGCACCGGUGACAUUACCGUUGCCGCCGAUUGGAUUAAGAAGGUGAAGGAUGCAUCAAGAGACAUGCAAAUCACACCGGACGUGAAGUUGACUGUCGCUUCACGGCUACUUGAAGGGAUAGCCUCUACGUGGUGGGAGAGCGUGGAAGGGAAGUACCAUGGGGAAAUAACAUGGGCGGACUUUGAGCUAGAGUUCUAUGCUCAAUACUACUCCGAGUACGAGGUGAAUGUGAAACGGAGAGAGUACACUAACCUCAAACAGAAAGAUGGCGGCACGGUUAAGCAGCUGGAACAAGAGUUUAGAACCUUGGCGAGGUUCUUGCCAGAGUACGCGGUUGAUGAGAACCGCAUGACGGAGCACUUCUGGGAUGCAUUACUCUUGGACAUCCGCGACCGAGCUACAUACUCUCGCCACAUGUCAUUUAGCGAGGUGGUGGAACAGGGCCUUCUUGGAGAGGCCCAGUGGAAUGAGAGGAAAGCAAGGGACGCCGAAGAGGCGAAGAAGAGGAAGUGGAAUAAUUCGGGGCCACCCGAUCAUUCUCGAAGAAACAACCACGGGGGUGGUGGUGGUGGCGGUGGUUCAUUCAAGGCGCCGGCCCCACCGGCAAAGAAGAACAGGGAUGCGAGGUGGCACGGACCUAGGCCACAGAACUCGGGGCCACCUAGAUGUCCCAAUUGCUCAAAACAACACUUUGGGAAGUGCAAUGAACCACCGAGGUGUUUUAAGUGCGGGAAUGCGGGCCAUAUGAAGGCCAAUUGCCCUCAAUUGAUGCAAGAGAGUGCCUCGGGAGCCGGGGGAGGGACCAUGACGGGAAGGAACCGUGCGGGACCGUCAAACGGCGGCACGGGAAGAGGCGGCGCAUCCACAAGUCAUGCCGCAUCCGUCAACCAAGGUGGGACCCAAGCCCGAGUGUACGCGAUGACCGAGGCGGAUGCGAGAGCAAACCCGGACUCCGUUGCAGGCACUUGUAAAGGGUAUUUCAAGUGAUUUCACAAAGUUGGAAAAGUCGCCGGAAUUGUCGCCGGAGUUGACCAAAAGUCGCCGGAGUUUCACCGGAGUUCAACCAAGAAGGGUAGAACUUCUUAACGCUAGUUCAAGGUUGAAGCUAGGGCUUGCUACCUGCACCUCUCUUACGGGUGAUAUCGACUCAGGAAGACGUGGUUCGUGCUUCCUUAUUUUCUUUCAAACUACCGAACACUUGCUCAUGGAUAUUUGUUCUACUAUAAACUAUUUUUGGGGCUUGCAUGCCCAUGUUGUUGGCCGGUUGUGGCUUAUGACUUACCGUUGAAUAUUUCCGC
Molecule: messenger RNA, 2705 nt
Organism: Cuscuta epithymum
Lineage: Eukaryota; Viridiplantae; Streptophyta; Magnoliopsida; Solanales; Convolvulaceae
Source: the annotation of a GenBank genome assembly